AUGGCACUACCUAACCAGUCGGAUCCUAAUAUCUCUUCUAGCUCUAUUCGUCUUCCUCUUACUAUUCUCGACACUUUGGUUCCUGGUUCUUCUCACCUCGCGUCUUUCCUGCUUGGCUUCGGCCUCGAUGUCUCCCUGUUUGUCUCGUGGAGUGCCAUCCUGGCUACGCUAUGGGCCGCAGUCCGCUUCGGCCUUGUACCUGCAUAUCAGACCGCUGUGAAGGCACUCAGCUCGUCGGUGAUUGUGGAAGAAUAUGAUCCCAUCUACAUUCAUGUCCUCAAUUGGGCCAGCGCCCAAAAGUAUCUGCAAGAUAUUCGCUCGCUCCGAGCACACAGUGCGGGACAAUACUACAAUGACUUGGAAGAUUAUGAGCAGGACGAGGACGGCCUACAGAUGCGGUCCCGAGAAGGGAUGUCUGAGGAUACCAUCUUCAAUUUCAACAAUUGGUCUGCCCGCGCCCCGCCGACAUUUCGACCUCAUACUUCGUCGGGCUGGUUCUUCCACAAAAACCGACUGUUCAAAUUGUAUCGAUGUCGCGAUCGUGUCGCCAGCGACUUCACUGGCGCCGUGUACGACAGAGAACGUCUUGAAAUCUCAGUCAUCUGGUUGUCUCCUAAGCCCAUCAAGAGCAUGAUUCAGGAGGCCCGAGAAUUCCAUCUAAUCCGUCGGACGUCCAAAACCACAAUCAAACGUCCUACCCCCAAGUCGCAGAGAUCUGGCCGUCAACAAGCUUGGACAACGAUCGCAAACAGACCCAGCAGAUCCAUGGCCACGGUCGUGCUGGACAACGACCAGAAGGCAGCCAUUCUGAAAGACUUCAACGAUUUUUUACACCCACGAACGGCGCGGUGGUACAGCAAUCGCGGCAUCCCAUACCGUCGAGGUUACCUCUUUCACGGUCCCCCAGGAACAGGUAAGACGUCGUUGUCAUUUGCUCUUGCCGGGGUGUUUGGGCUUGACAUAUAUUGCCUUGCGCUGUCUGAAGCUACGUUGACCGAAGAAGACCUCAUCCUGCUCUUCAACAGUCUCCCCAAGCGAUGUAUUCUGCUACUUGAGGACAUAGACAGCGCUGGCCUGGGCAGGGCGCCAAGAGCAAAGGACCUGGAAAAGCGAGAUCCGACAGACCAUGUACCUACUACUAAAAAAGAUAAACAGCGCCGGAAGAAGCAUGCUGGGGAUAAUAAAGGCGACAAAGACGACUCCACCGAAGCCGUGGGCAUGGCAGCAGCAGAUCAGCCCAGUUCGUUCGGGAAAGAAGCAACAUUCAAGAACACGCUCACAUUCGCGGGCCUUCUGAAUGCCAUAGACGGAGUCGCAAGUCAGGAGGGCCGAGUCCUCAUUAUGACGACCAACCACGUCGAAAGACUGGACAAAGCCCUGACCCGCCCCGGUCGGAUAGAUCUGACCAUCAAGUUUGACCUGGCGACCAAGCAGCAGAUCAAAGACCUCUUUGUGCGCAUGUACUGUGUUGACUCGGUCGAGAUGAGAAGACAGCCGACCAAGAUCAGCCAUAUACUGCCGAACCAGGUGGAGAUGGCAAACACACCCAAGGACGGCGACAUGGACCGCCAUCAGACCGACUUCUAUCUCGGCCGGCAUAAAGACAUCCCCAAGGAGGCUCCUUCGGCCGACGGGAGAUCGGUCCUCGACCUGGCGGAACAGUUCGCCACGUCUCUCCCCGAGCGGACUUUUUCGCCCGCCGAGAUCCAGGGGUACCUCCUGGUCAGGAAGAAGUGUCCCGCGCAGGCAGUCGUGGACGUGGUUCAGUGGAGGGAUGAGCAGCUGCAGAAAAAGGCCGAGUCGAGCGUAAUGAAGCUCCAAGGCAAGGUCAAGGACAUUGAUGAGGGGAGGAGCAUGGCGUCGGACGAGAGCGAGAAAAUGGCCGGUUCAUCAUCCUCAUGCGCGGGAGACGCAAUAUCCGACCAGCAGCAGGGGGGAGCAGGGAGAAUAGAAAACGGGCUCGCGGGAGAGCUUACAGGCGGAGAGGUGGACGCCGCAGGGCACACGGAGGAGGUCGAACAUGACGCCGGAUCCGCGACGAGCGAGGGUCCAGAUGGGGACGACAUUGACAGUGACGGUGAUGGUGACGGUGACAGUGACAACUCGGAUGGAGACGAGCAUGGGACCACCUGCAUGGAAGACGGCGACAUGAGCGGCUCAGAACACGAUGAAGACCAAGCCUCCGACGUCGAUAGCCUCUCCCCGUGUGUUCGACGACGCUUCAACCUGCACGCACGCACAGGACUGCGAAUGUGA
Messenger RNA from Fonsecaea multimorphosa CBS 102226, 2256 nucleotides. RefSeq lists its product as uncharacterized. The transcript has a single exon. The record is from RefSeq and is a predicted model, not a curated record. Gene Ontology annotation, cellular component: mitochondrial inner membrane. Bases 1 to 2256 code for a protein of 751 amino acids. Gene Ontology annotation, molecular function: ATP binding; ATP hydrolysis activity. Lineage: Eukaryota; Fungi; Ascomycota; Eurotiomycetes; Chaetothyriales; Herpotrichiellaceae. Gene Ontology annotation, biological process: protein insertion into mitochondrial inner membrane from matrix; mitochondrial respiratory chain complex III assembly.